AUGCUCCGGCGCGGCUCCGCCAUCGCAAAGCGCCAGGGCUACUACCCCAGCAGCGACGUGUGCAACGGGCCCGGUUCCACCUGCGCCUCCGCCUGCGGUGCCGAGUACGUCGAGUGUCCGUCCGACGGAUCAGUCACAAGUUGUCAUUCAACUACAGACGGAAGUCAUUGUUGUACCGACGGGACUGGAAAUGCAUGUGGCCCAGGCGACUACUGCACCCACGAUAACCGCGGCCAGACUUACUGCUGUCCUGAGAACCUCAAUGCAGAAGAGUGUGCAAAGCAGCUCGGCCUCGAUGAACCGCUCAUCCCGGAUUCCGCUGCCACGCCCACGACACCGCCUGUGGCAGAGGAGACAGCCGUAGUGCCUUCGCCUUCGGCAGUGCUGGUGUCGUCUUCAUCGCCUUCACCGUUGCCGUCACCGUCACCGUCGCCGUCGCCAUCGUCGUCGACGACAAGGCCCAGUUCGACGAGGACGACUGCCGAGCCCAGUGCGUCGCUUCCUACAGUUGCAUCGUCGUCGUCGUCGUCUAGACUACCGAAUGCUACGAGCACUAGUCCUGGACUACCUCAGUUUACGGGUGGUGCGGCCAAGAUGGCUGGGGCUGGGGCUGUAGCGUUUGCUGCUGUUGCUGGGCUUGUUAUUUUGUAA
Molecule: messenger RNA, 651 nt
Organism: Bipolaris maydis ATCC 48331
Lineage: Eukaryota; Fungi; Ascomycota; Dothideomycetes; Pleosporales; Pleosporaceae
Source: RefSeq, a predicted model, not a curated record